Molecule: messenger RNA, 1782 nt
Organism: Didymella exigua CBS 183.55
Lineage: Eukaryota; Fungi; Ascomycota; Dothideomycetes; Pleosporales; Didymellaceae
Product: dihydroxy-acid dehydratase
Exons: 5
Coding region: 1-1782 (593 amino acids)
Biological process (GO): branched-chain amino acid biosynthetic process
Cellular component (GO): mitochondrion
Molecular function (GO): dihydroxy-acid dehydratase activity
Source: RefSeq, a predicted model, not a curated record
AUGGAUCCGAGCAACCUCGAGAAGCAGCGUGAGCCGGAGGAGCCUCGCUUCCUCAGCUUCCCACACCUGCCUGAGGGCACGAAGAAGGAGGACGGCACACCCGCGCUGAACCGGUGGUCGUCCACGCUCACCACGGGCCACAACUUCCCGGGAGCUCAGGCCAUGCUGUACGCGGCUGGCGUGCCCAACAAAGAGGCAAUGAAGACAUACCCGCAGGUUGGCAUUGCCAUGCUCGGACUGGGCAAGGAGAUCAAGAAGCACAUUGAGCAGGACAAGAUGCUGGCAUGGCAGUAUAACACGGUCGGAGUGUCAGACGGCAUCACCAUGGGCGGAGAGGGCAUGCGCUUCUCCCUGCAGACCCGCGAGAUCAUAGCCGACAGCAUCGAGACGGUCACCUGCGCCCAGCACCACGACGCAUGCAUCGCGCUGCCGGGCUGCGACAAGAACAUGCCCGGCGUCAUCAUGGCCUUUGCCCGCCACAAUCGGCCCUCGAUCAUGGUCUACGGUGGCUCCAUCAUGCCCGGCUACUCGGAGACGCUGCGCCGCCCCAUCAACAUCUCAACCUGCUACGAGAAGCACGGCGCCUACAUCUACAAGAACCUCGACAGCGCCGAGCCGGGCAAGUUCUCGCCCGACGAGAUCAUGGAGGACAUUGAGAAGAACGCUUGCCCCGGCGCUGGAGCCUGUGGCGGCAUGUACACGGCGAACACCAUGUCCACGUCCAUUGAAGCCAUGGGCCUCACCCUCCCCAACUCGUCCACCACCCCCGCCGAAUCCCCCGCGAAAAUGCGCGAGUGCGCCAAAGCCGCCGCUGCCAUCCGCGUCUGCAUGGAGAAGAACAUCACGCCACGCAAGCUGCUCACGAAAGCCUCGUUUGAAAACGCCCUCGUCAUGAUGAUGGUGCUCGGCGGCUCCACAAACGCCGUCCUGCACCUGCUCGCCAUGGCCGGAACCGCGGGCGUGCCCCUAACCCUUGACGACUUCCAGCGCGUCAGCAACAAGAUUCCUUUCCUGGCCGACCUCGCGCCAAGUGGCCAAUUCAUGGCCGCCGACCUGUUCGACAUCGGCGGCAUGCCCGCCGUUAUGAAGCUCCUCAUCGCCGCGAACCUGCUCGACGGGUCCAUCCCCACAGUCACAGGCAAAACGCUCGCUGAAAACGUUGAGCCCUACCCGUCGCUCCCGCAAGACCAGGUCCUCAUCCGCCCACUCAGCAACCCGAUCAAGCCCACAGGCCACAUCGAGAUUCUGCGCGGCAACCUCGCCCCCGCUGGUGCCGUGGCCAAAAUCACAGGCAAAGAGGGCCUCAGCUUCACCGGCAAGGCCAUCGUCUUCGACAAGGAGCAUCAACUCGACGCCGCGCUGAACGCGGGCCGGAUCCCGCACGGCGAGAAUGUGGUCGUCGUCGUGCGCUACGAGGGCCCUAAGGGCGGGCCGGGCAUGCCGGAGCAGCUCAAAGCGUCUGCGGCCAUCAUGGGCGCCAAACUCACCAAUGUCGCGCUCAUCACUGAUGGGCGCUACUCCGGCGCGUCCCAUGGGUUCAUCGUGGGGCACAUGUGUCCCGAGGCGGCGGUGGGUGGUCCCAUCGCUGUUGUACGAACAGGGGAUGUUAUCACCAUCGAUGCGGAGAAGCAUCGGAUUGAUAUGCAUGUCAGCGAUGAGGAGAUCGCACGCAGAUUGAGCGAGUGGAAGACGCCGAGUAUGCCCGUCACGAGGGGUGUGCUGGCCAAGUAUGCGCGGUUGGUGGGCGAUGCUAGCCAUGGUGCUAUGACGGAUUUGUUCUGA